ACUCUGGCGCUCCCGAGGCGGCCUCUUGUGCGAUCCAGGGCGCGCAAGGCUGGGAGAGCGCCCCGGGGCCCCUGCUCUCCACGCCAGAGGUUGGAAGAGGGUGGGUCGCCGCCGCCUGAGGGCGAGAGCGCCAGAGGAGCGGGAAGAAGGAGCGCUCGCCCGCCCGCCUGCCUCCUCGCUGCCUCCUCGGCACUGGCUCUCUGGACUCCUAGGCUUGCUGGCUGCUCCUCCCACCCGCGCCCGCCUCCUCACUCGCCUCUUCGUUCGCCGGGGCUGCUUUCCAAGCCCGGCGGUGCGCCCGGGCGAGUGCGGGGCAAGGGGCCCGGGGCCAGCACCCAGCAGGGGGCGGGGGUCCGGGCAGAGCGCGGCAGGCCGGGGAGGGGCCAUGUCUGGCGCGGGCGCAGCGGGGCCCGUCUGCAGCAAGUGACCGAGCGGCGCGAACGGCCGCCUGCCCCUUCUGCCACCUGGGGCGGUGCGGAACCGGAGCCCGAAGCCCGGAGCCCGGAGCCCGGGUCGCGCGUAGAGCCGGCGCGAUGCACGUGCGCUCGCUGCGCGCUGCGGCGCCGCACAGCUUCGUGGCGCUCUGGGCACCCCUGUUCCUGCUGCGCUCCGCCCUGGCCGACUUCAGCCUGGACAACGAGGUGCACUCGAGCUUCAUCCAUCGGCGCCUCCGCAGCCAGGAGCGGCGGGAGAUGCAGCGCGAGAUCCUCUCCAUUUUGGGCUUGCCCCACCGCCCGCGCCCGCACCUCCAGGGCAAGCACAACUCGGCGCCUAUGUUCAUGCUGGACCUGUACAACGCCAUGGCGGUGGAGGAGGGCGGCGGGCCCGGAGGCCAGGGCUUCUCCUACCCCUACAAGGCCGUCUUCAGCACCCAGGGCCCCCCUCUGGCCAGCUUGCAAGAUAGCCAUUUCCUCACCGACGCCGACAUGGUCAUGAGCUUCGUCAACCUCGUGGAACAUGACAAGGAAUUCUUCCACCCACGCUACCACCAUCGAGAGUUCCGGUUUGAUCUUUCCAAGAUCCCAGAAGGAGAAGCUGUCACGGCAGCCGAAUUCCGGAUCUACAAGGACUACAUCCGGGAACGCUUCGACAAUGAGACGUUCCGGAUCAGCGUUUAUCAGGUGCUCCAGGAACACUUGGGCAGGGAAUCGGAUCUCUUCCUGCUCGACAGCCGCACCCUCUGGGCCUCGGAGGAGGGCUGGCUGGUGUUCGACAUCACAGCCACCAGCAACCACUGGGUGGUCAAUCCGCGGCACAACCUGGGCCUGCAGCUCUCGGUGGAGACGCUGGAUGGGCAGAGCAUCAACCCCAAGUUGGCGGGCCUGAUUGGGCGGCACGGGCCCCAGAAUAAGCAGCCCUUCAUGGUGGCUUUCUUCAAGGCCACGGAGGUCCACUUCCGCAGCAUCCGGUCCACGGGGAGCAAACAGCGCAGCCAGAACCGCUCCAAGACGCCCAAGAACCAGGAAGCCCUGCGGAUGGCCAAUGUGGCAGAGAACAGCAGCAGUGACCAGAGGCAGGCCUGUAAGAAGCACGAGCUGUAUGUCAGCUUCCGAGACCUGGGCUGGCAGGACUGGAUCAUCGCGCCUGAAGGCUACGCCGCCUACUACUGUGAGGGGGAGUGUGCCUUCCCCCUGAACUCCUACAUGAACGCUACCAACCACGCCAUCGUGCAGACACUGGUCCACUUCAUCAACCCGGAAACGGUGCCCAAGCCCUGCUGUGCGCCCACACAGCUCAAUGCCAUCUCCGUCCUCUACUUCGAUGACAGCUCCAAUGUCAUCCUGAAGAAAUACAGAAACAUGGUGGUCCGGGCCUGUGGCUGCCACUAGCCCCUCCGGGAAUUCAGACCCUUUGGGGCCAAGUUUUUCUGGAUCCUCCAUUGCUCACCUUGGCCAGGAACCAGCAGACCAACUGCCUUUUGUGAGACCUUUCCCUCCCUAUCCCCAACUUUAAAGGUGUAAGAGUAUUAGGAAACGUGAGCAGCAUAUGGCUUUUGAUCAAUUUUUCAUCCAAUGAACAAGAUCCUACAAGCUGUGCAGGCAAAACCUAGCAGGGAAAAAAAAACACGCAUAAAGAAAAAUGGUCGGGCCAGGUCAUUGGCUGGGGAGUCUCAGCCAUGCAUGGACUCGUUUCCAGAGGUAAUUAUGAGGGCCCGCCAGCCAGGCCACCCAGCCGUGGGAGGAAGGGGGCGUGGCAAGGGGUGGGCACAUUGGUGUCUGUGCGAAAGGAAAAUUGACCCGGAAGUUCCUGUAAUAAAUGUCACAAUAAAACGAAUGAAU
Messenger RNA from Piliocolobus tephrosceles (Ugandan red Colobus), 2279 nucleotides. RefSeq names its product bone morphogenetic protein 7 (gene BMP7). Gene Ontology annotation, molecular function: growth factor activity; cytokine activity. Gene Ontology annotation, biological process: BMP signaling pathway. Gene Ontology annotation, cellular component: extracellular region. Bases 534 to 1829 code for a protein of 431 amino acids. Lineage: Eukaryota; Metazoa; Chordata; Mammalia; Primates; Cercopithecidae. The record is from RefSeq and is a predicted model, not a curated record. The transcript has 7 exons.